This is a messenger RNA of Darwinula stevensoni, 930 nucleotides long. The record is from the annotation of a GenBank genome assembly. NCBI's taxonomy places the organism in Eukaryota, Metazoa, Arthropoda, Ostracoda, Podocopida, Darwinulidae.
CAUCCUCACCAACAGUCAUGCCCCCUGGCGUUCUCCCCAACAGGGAGCGAGAAAUGCUUCACGUUCCCCGUGCCGGCCGUGCCGGAGCAGAGGGGCAGGCUGCACCUUCACCUCACCCUACAAGGCUACGAGGCGAAGGACAGCGAGUCGGUCACCAUCAUGGAAUACCCCAGCCUCGUCUUCGUCCAGACGGAGAAGUCGCUCUAUCUUCCCGGGCAGACCGUCCGGUUCCGGGUCCUCGUGCUCGACGCUGCCCUCAAACCCCUCGACGACCAGGUGAGAGAAGUCUGGGUGGAAGAUCCAUCGGGUACCCAAACAACCCGAUGGAAAGAACCACCCUCCAAGGCCGGAUUCGUGCAGCUCCAAUUCCAGCUUGCUCCAGAGUCAUCUUUCGGGAACUGGAUGAUCAAGGUGGCCGUGAUGGGGAGGAGUCGCGAGGAAGCGAAGCAAUUUGAGGUCUCCAAGUACGUCCUCCCAAAGUUUUCCGUGGACAUCCAAACGCCGAAGGUCUUCUAUGGGGAUGCAUCCACCCUGGACCUCAACGUUUGCGCCAGAUAUACCAACGGCGGAAUAGUGGAAGGCGAGUUGUCACUCAGGGUGGAGCCGAGCAUCUUCCUGUUCGACUACAUCAGGGGGAGUUAUCCGGGAUUUAUGAAGGCAUUCCACAUCAACGUGGAUAAAUACACCCCUGUCAUCCAUCACCGUAUGAAGGGCUGCCACAAGGCCAGCAUCCCGGCGGAGGUCCUGGGGAUGGACGAUCAGGAGCUGGCGCCGUCGGCCGUUAAUAUCACGGCCAUCGUGAGGGAGAAGGGGACGGGCGUCCGGUUCGAGGAAUCCGUGGUCCUCGAUGUUGAAAGGAAUCCCCUGGAUUUAGAUCUUCAUGUCUCCCCGACUCAUUUCAAGCCUGGUUUCGUCUACAAUGGCCUGGUG